Messenger RNA from Manis javanica (Malayan pangolin), 558 nucleotides. The record is from RefSeq and is a predicted model, not a curated record. NCBI's taxonomy places the organism in Eukaryota, Metazoa, Chordata, Mammalia, Pholidota, Manidae.
CAAUAAAAACCUCUGAAUCUGUUCUUUGAACUGCAUAUGGCAAUAGAAACACGCCGACUUCUCCAUUUCACUAUCUUUCAUUUGUAGUGAGAUUUUUCACAGGCCACAAGAUACUUCCUGCUGAGAACCCAUUUCUUAACUACGACACCAUUUAAGAAGACCCUCAUCGGAAAUGCAAGCCCCAUCUCAGUCACCGGUGGUCGUUGUAACUCAGCCCAUGAGUGGCUCCAUGCCCCAGACCUCCAACUGGCAGACGGGCAUGUGUGACUGCUUCAGUGACUGUGGAGUCUGUCUUUGUGGAACAUUUUGUUUCCUGUGCCUCGCGUGUCAAGUUGCAGCUGACAUGAAUGAAUGCUGUCUGUGUGGAACAAGUGUCGCAAUGAGGACCCUCUACCGGACCCGAUAUGGCAUCCCAGGAUCCAUUUGUGAUGACUUUUUGGUGACCAACUGCUGUCCUCUGUUCUCUCUUUGCCAAAUCAAGAGAGACAUCAACAGAAGGAGAGCCAUGCAUACUUUCUAAAGAACUAAUGGUAGGUCCCAGAAUCUGUGGAUUUUUAG